Messenger RNA from Paramecium octaurelia, 3696 nucleotides. The record is from the annotation of a GenBank genome assembly. NCBI's taxonomy places the organism in Eukaryota, Ciliophora, Oligohymenophorea, Peniculida, Parameciidae.
AUGAAAAAGACCCAUAAGAGAUAAUCCACGAUAUAUCGAUAAUCGAUAGCAAUGUCUGAGUUUUCGCAAAAGCUAUUAGAGAAAAACGAUGUGUUGGCUUAAGAAAUAUAAAAAAUAGUGAAGAAACUAUCACCUCAAAGUAGAAUAGAGAAAGCUGAAAGACACAUUUAUGAUGCAUAUCACUUGCGAGCUAUACGCAACGACAUUGAUUUAGCCAAUAAGACAUACUUGAAACUUUUGUGGUAUUUAGAGAACAAUUAACACUGGUUAAAUGGGUUGUUUCUGUUGUCAAUCAUAUAUCAACUACAAACAUUUUUUGAACCUUCAUUUUUUGAUUAAGAUAGUGAGGAGCAUUCAAAUUUAUUCGUUUUAGAACUUGUAAUCCUGCUUUUUAUGGGCAUAGAUUCAUGUAUUACAAUUGUAUUACUAUUAACAAAGAAGGAAGACAGAUUUACUUUCAAUCCAAAAAAAUAGUUUAAAUUGAUUGCAUAUUACUUUUGUUUAGUUGAUUUCAUAAUACAUUAAUAUGCACCAACUAUAUUUAGAGUCAGCAAAAUAUGCAGAACAUUGUUAAUGCCUAUGUAUUCUAAAGAUUUAAGACGAAAUUUAAAAGGAAUCUUUAAAGCAGGCAAAGAUUUAUUUUUGCUGAUAAUUCUGUAUCUAAUUAUAAUUUCAAUAUUUUCAUUUAUUGGAAUUAAUUUAAUUGGAAGCUUGGAUAAUGUAGAUCUGAGAACAUAAGAUUAUGGAGACUUCUUUAAACUGUUUUCCAUGUUAUUCAUGGUAGCAACCCUAGACUUCUAUCCAGAUAUCCUAAUCCCACCUAUGCUUUAAGGAAUUUACUAUUGUUUAUUCUUUAUAACAUAUCUCUUACUUUUUAUUUUUCUAUUUGCACCAAUUCCAUUGGCAGUUGUAUAUGAAGGAUUCAGAAAGCAUAGGAUGGAAAUAGCCAUUAGCGACAUCAUAAAACAAAAGACUGCAAUGAUGGCUAGUUUCAUAUCUUUAGACUUUCAAGAUUAAGGCUUUUUGACAAGAGAUCAAUUUAGAACUUUCAUCCUUCAUUUCUACAAGAACACAAUUACGGAAUCACAAAUUAAUUAGCUAUUCAAUUAAAUUGAUUAGGAUUUUAAGUAAUGUAAUUUUUACAAUAUAGUGAUAAGGUUCAAUUUGAUGAAUUUCAUAAGUUUCUCCAUAUACUCUAAGAUGCUUCAGUGAUCUCUUUGCCAGAAACCAAACCACUUCAAUGUUGGGAAUCCCUCAGAAAUUAUUUAAUAUCUAAAGGUUUGUUAACAUUUGUAGAAGGACAUGUACUAUUUCAAUACUAUUCCAAUUUUAGAUGUUCGGAAUAUCUAUGUUGAUAAUAACAAUAACUAACUGUGUGUUAAUAGUAGUAGCCUUUUUUAUUGAAGAUUAAGGCAUCCUUGACAUUUUCAAUUUGUUAGACACCAUAUUCUUGGUCUUCUAUUCUUUGGAAUGUUCAAUCAAAAUUUUGGCGUUAGGAAUAAAAACAUAUUUCUAAGAAGGAUGGUAUAACACAUUUAUUAUUCGAUAGGAAUAUCUUUGAUAUUACUUUGGUAAUCCUACAAAUCAUAUUUGAUUAUAUUUUAUUUAAUAUAGUUUCAGGGAAUAUUUCGUAGUCAAUCAAAGCUAAUAGGUUGUUGAGACUGGCAAAAAUAUAGAAAGUAUUCAGAUUGUUUAGAGCGUUCAGAUCUCUCAAAAUACUAAAUAUCUUAUUUGAAGGCUUGCAAUUCUUAGAUGUGGUGAGAACUCUAUUAUACAAAAUUCUUAUUUGUGUCCCUUUAAUUUUAAGAUUAAUGUUGCCAGUACAAAUGGUAUUCUUUAUUUAUUCUUGUGUCGGUAUGUAUUUAUAUGGUAGAAUCCAAAGCAACGAAGAUAAUCCAUAUGCCAAUUCUUAAUGUGAUAUCAAUAGCUUUGAGUACACAUGGGGGAACUGCAAAUAUGCUGAUUUUUCUACUUUUGCAGGAUCAUAUUUGAUGAUGCUCUAAAUGUUCAUUGCAGCUGAAUGGAACUAAAUUGUCUUUGAAUUAACAUAUGAUACUGAUGAUAUGGUAUCGGCCAUGUUAUUUGUUGGUUCGUUUGAAUUCUUUUCAAUCUUUCUACUAGCCUUAAUUGGAGGGCUAGUUUGGGAAGUCUUUACAGUUGUGUCUUAAUCAUUGAAAUAAGAAGAAGAUAAAAUAUCACAACUCGAAAAUGAUAUAAGCUAGUAAUAAGAAAACAAUAAUAAUCAUGCAGCAAAGCAUGACAAGAAAAAGAAGUUAAUUUUAAAUGACGAUAAUCCAGAUGAACUCAGGUUUCAUCGUAAAUUCAGAAAUGAUAAAGUUAGUAAAACACACGCAAAGUUAAACAAUAUUCAACCAGGCUAUGACGAUGAUGUUAUAAAUGAGGAGAGACCUGAAUUAAACAUGUCUUAACCUGGUUCACGAAGUUACUUCUUAUAUUAUGGUGGUUCAGGUAAAAGACUUGUGCCAUUCUAAUCUACAAAAUUCAACAUUUAAAAAACUGAUGUUUGUGAACAUUUCUUAAAGAAUUUUAUUUCAGCUGAGAUGUGGCUAUAGAAAAAGUAAGUAGAAGGCUUGGACAUAAAUAAAGUGGCAAUUGAUUACAUGAUUCAUUUGAGAAGUGAAAUCAAAAAGGAUGAGAUGUUCCAAAAGAAGAAUUUUAAUAUUUCAAAUCAUCAUCUAUUAAUUCAAAACGCGGUACUAAGGGAUGCAUCUGAAGUUUAUAUCAAAUAAUAAGAGGAUAAAUUCUUUAAGACCUCCUUUGGUUAAAAAUUUGAGAGAAUCUAAGAACUCAAAUUUCAAAGUAAAUUUAAAAUUGAAAGUAAAAUUAUAUUCUCACUAAUGGGAAUACUGAAAUUCCCAAAUCCAAAUCUGAAGUACUACUUUUAAAUACUUAAUUUAAUAGAAAAUUACUUCACCUAUCAAUUACUCUCUGAUUAUUCUUUUUUUAAACUUAUUCAUCAAAUCAAUAAUAAAUGGUAUACUAUUAGCAUAGAGGAAGGCUAAAUCUAUUUUUUCAAAGUUGGUAAUGGUCCGUGGGAUUACACAGAUGAACUGUUCUCAGAAGGUAAUAUAAGGAUAUGUGAAAAUUUAUCAACUCUCUUAGAAUCUGGUAAUCAAGAAUGUCUACGAUCGAUUGAAUUAUUUAGUAAUAGUGUGAAGUCUAUAGCAAAAAACUUUGAAAUAAGUCUUCCCUCUGUUGACAUCAAUAAUUCCUGUAUACUCUAUUAGAUUAAGAAUGAAAAAAACAUUCCUAAUGAUAUUCAAUCAUUUAAAAUUAAAAAAUGUAUUAGUUCACAUUUAUAUCAAAUAGCCAAUUUAACUUCAGACGACUAAUCCCCUAAUAAUCAAUAGUAUGUAUAUUUGGAUUCACAAAAUCAAUUCAAUGGUUUUCUUAAACUAAAUCAAUCUCCAAAAAUAGAAACUAGCAAUCUAGACGAGUAAAAGAAUGUCAAUCAAACUUUAUUAUUUGUCAUUGCUAGAACCACAGCACAGGAAUAAAGAAUCAAAUAUCAAAAUAUUACCAUGCUAAUCCAAUUCAUGUAGGAUAUGGGGAGUGUCAUUCAAAACUAUAGCUCCACUUUCUUUAAAUAAAUAAACAAUCUUUAUGAUCUAAGAUAUUAGGACAAAAUAAAGAGUUUGCGUAAAUUAUGAUAUUGAGUGAGUAGGUGGUAAAUAC